AUGGAAUCUGCUAUGAAUUUGUACAGUAGCAGAACGUUUCAACCACAAUCAUCAAAUUCGUUUGGUGGUGGUGAACUUAUGGAAGCGCUUACACCUUUUAUCAAAAGCGUUUCCGAUUCUCCUUCCGCGUCUGCGUCUGCGUUUCUUCAUCCCGCAACGUCUGCGUUUUCUCUCCCUCCUCCUUUUCCUGGAUACUACCCGGAAGUUGACUCUCCACCGUUCUUAACCCAAUACGGGUCGGAUCUUCAACAAACCGGAUCCUUAAUCGGGUUAAACAACCUUUCUUCUUCCCAAAUCCACCAGAUCCAAUCUCAGAUCCAUCACCAGAACCAUCUUCUUCCUCAAACGCAUCACCAGAAUCACAACAACUCUUUCUCGAAUCUUCUCAGUCCGAAGCCGUUACUCAUGAAGCAAACCGGAGUCCCUGGAUCUUGUUUAUCCUACGGUUCCGGUGUGCCUCCGAAGCCGACGAAGCUGUACAGAGGUGUGAGACAACGUCACUGGGGAAAAUGGGUGGCUGAGAUCCGUUUGCCGAGGAAUCGGACUCGUCUUUGGCUUGGGACAUUUGACACGGCGGAGGAAGCAGCGUUGGCCUAUGAUAAGGCGGCGUAUAAGCUGCGCGGCGAUUUCGCCCGGCUUAAUUUCCCGAACUUGCGUCAUAAUGGAUCUCACGUCGGAGGCGAUUUCGGUGAAUACAAACCUCUUCAUUCCUCAGUCGAUGCUAAGCUCGAAGCUAUUUGUCAGAGUAUGGCAGAGACUCAGAAACAGGAGAAACCGACGAAGAAACGUGCCUCGACGAAGAAGAAAACUGAGUUUGUUCCGUCGCCGGAGAAAGUGAAGACGGAGGAGAAUGAGAAUUCGAAUUUGACCUCGAUCGCUGGAUCUCCACCGGUGACGGAGUGUGUUGAGUCCGCCGGAUCUUCGCCGUUAUCGGAUCUGACGUUCGCCGACACGGAAGAGCAGCCGCAGUGGAACGAGACGUUCUCCUUGGAGAAGUAUCCGUCGUAUGAGAUCGAUUGGGAUUCGAUUCUGUCUUGA
Messenger RNA from Arabis nemorensis, 1038 nucleotides. The record is from the annotation of a GenBank genome assembly. NCBI's taxonomy places the organism in Eukaryota, Viridiplantae, Streptophyta, Magnoliopsida, Brassicales, Brassicaceae.